CACUGUAAUCUGACACAUGCUCUCAUUUCAACUCAUCUUUCGUCUUGUUUCAAUUAGUCUCAUGUGUUUUCUCUUCUUCUAGCCAUGUCCAAAGAGGACAGAAUGUGAGGGGUGUGUCAUGUGACAAGUAGGUCGCAGUGUGUCCAUCUGUUGCUGUUACUGAUAGUGUUUAACUAAACUCUCUCUUACUCUGAGCAGAGACAGACUGAGAGGAAGUGAUGUGGGAAACAGAAGACCGAGACCAUGACUGAGUCUGCGCUCAGGUUUGGUUUGUUGAAGAGCUGUUUUUCAGUGUUUGUUGCUGUAUCUUCCGUUUGGUGAUGGAGCCUCAACGGCAGAUCUACAAAAGACUGGACAUCCCGGAUCAUGUGCAUUACAUCACCGCCUUCCUCAUCCUCAUCAUCGGCACUUUAGGAGUCACGGGCAAUGCUUUGGUCAUGUUUGCCUUCUACAGUAAUAAAAAGUUGCGGAGCCUGCCAAAUUAUUCCAUAGUGAACCUGGCGGUCAGUGAUUUCCUCAUGGCCAUCACACAAUCUCCAAUGUUCUUCAUCAACUGCCUGUUUAAGGAGUGGAUGUUUGAGGAGCUGGGAUGUAAAAUAUAUGCAUUCUGUGGUGCGCUGUUUGGCAUCACCUCGAUGAUAAACCUGUUGGUCAUCUCUAUCGAUCGAUACCUGGUCAUCACCAAACCGCUGCAGACCAUCCAGUGGAACUCCAAACACAGAACUUCUCUGGCCAUCCUGUGCAUCUGGAUCUACUCGCUGGCCUGGAGUCUGGCACCUCUGAUUGGCUGGAGUUCCUACAUCCCUGAAGGUCUGAUGACAUCCUGCACGUGGGACUACGUCUCGCCGUCUCCCACCUACAAGAGUUACACCAUGAUGCUGUGCUGUUUCGUCUUCUUCAUCCCUCUGGCCAUCAUCCUCUACUGUUACCUGGUCAUGUUCCUCUCCGUACGAAAGGCCAGCAGAGAUCUAGAGUGGCUGAGCUCUCAGAAGUCCAGCUUUGUGAAGCAGCAGUCCAUGAGGAGUGAAUGGAAACUGGCUAAAAUAGCGGCUGUGGUCAUAGUGGUGUAUGUGCUGUCCUGGGCUCCCUACGCGUGCGUCACCCUCAUCGCCUGGGCAGGGCAUGCAAGCAUCCUCACACCCUACUCUAAAACACUGCCGGCGGUCAUCGCCAAAUCAUCUGCCAUCUACAACCCUUUCAUAUAUGCCAUAGUUCACACCAAAUACAGAGCCACAUUGGCUGAGAAGGUCCCAGGUUUGUCCUGCCUGUCUCGCGUUCAGAAAGACUGUCUCACCUCCUCCACCAAUAGCGAUGCCUCAGUCCAGGACACCAGCUUCAGCAGACAGUCAUCGGUCUCCAAGAACAAACUCCACACAACCACCGCCAACAACUCCAGUACUAUGGUAAUGGGAGAAGUGGAACUAGACCUGAUGGAGAACAGGUCCAACUUGACUAAAGUGUCAUUUAGAAACUCAUCGAGACAGCGGAUCCUCAAAUGCUCCUCGCUGCUGAUAGAGAAGCCUCCGGUACAGAUGAGAGAGUCGUUCAGUCUAUGCGAGCGAGAUCUCGUCUCCGGUUCCCUCGCCAUGGCAACGGCACCAAUGGUCAUUUACACUAAGAAGAGCGGGAGUGCUGAUAUGACCUCUGACCUCUCAUUUAACCCUAAGAACGACUCUGUGACCUGCAGCUCCUCAGAUGCUCCCACAAUCAUCAUCAGUCCAGCUUCAGAGAGCAAUAUGAGAGAAGAUACAGUAGGAGAAGAAAAGUCUGGAUCUCACUGUCAGGACUUAAUAAUUGGCCUCACAAACACAAACUGCCCUGCAGAGCUACUGGAGACUAAAGAGAGAUUUCUCACAUGAACUGAUCUGACACUGUUAAAUAAACUCUGAUUCAGACUAGAUGUGCACUUCAUGAAGGAAAUAUCGGUGCUUGAGAAAUGACCUUUUAGAGGUGUUUUUUUUUUUUUUU
Molecule: messenger RNA, 1968 nt
Organism: Sinocyclocheilus anshuiensis
Lineage: Eukaryota; Metazoa; Chordata; Actinopteri; Cypriniformes; Cyprinidae
Product: melanopsin-A-like
Exons: 9
Coding region: 321-1859 (512 amino acids)
Biological process (GO): visual perception; G protein-coupled receptor signaling pathway
Cellular component (GO): membrane
Molecular function (GO): G protein-coupled receptor activity
Source: RefSeq, a predicted model, not a curated record